This is a messenger RNA of Giardia duodenalis, 1848 nucleotides long. Its product is annotated as putative Serine/Threonine protein phosphatase. Bases 1 to 1848 code for a protein of 615 amino acids. Gene Ontology annotation, molecular function: calmodulin-dependent protein phosphatase activity; calmodulin binding. The record is from RefSeq and is a predicted model, not a curated record. Gene Ontology annotation, biological process: calcineurin-mediated signaling. Gene Ontology annotation, cellular component: cytoplasm; calcineurin complex. The transcript has a single exon. NCBI's taxonomy places the organism in Eukaryota, Fornicata, Diplomonadida, Hexamitidae.
AUGCCUUUCCACAAUCUCUUGAUGGCGACGCGGGCGGGAGCUCUCUACAUCUCGGACCAGAUGCUCACGGUGGACCUGCGGCCGACCAUUCAUUAUGAACCCUUACUAUCACUUUUGAGCCGCGCUACUGUAUCUCUUCGAAACGAGCCAAACAUAGUCAGGCUAGCGCUUGGAGAUGCUCACCCAGGAAUCGUUACUUUAAACCGGCGCAAAUGGGUGCUCUCUCGGGAGGCUAUCGACUUUCAUUGUUCUGAAAAGGUAUAUGUUGUUGGAGACCUCCAUGGAAACUACUCUGCAUUAAUAAUCUUACUGUUAGAGGCAAACAUUCUUCGCCGUAAUGAUGCUGGCUACCUCUCUAUUGACCAGAAUGCCUUCCAGUCCACGCAUCUCGUCUUCUUAGGAGACUAUGUGGAUCGAAUGUCCCACUCCAUAGAGAUCAUUGCUCUCCUUUGUUAUCUAAAGCUGUCCUAUCCUAGCAAGAUUACAUUGUUGCGUGGAAAUCACGAGACUAUCGCAACGUCUAUGGGAAACACCACUCACAAAGAGCUUUGCAUCAAAUACGGUAGGGAGCGCGGUGGUAACAUCUACAGAAUGCUGACGAAGUUCUUCUGCUCUCUUCCACUGGCGUGUCUCAUAAAUUCCAUUGCCCUAUGCAUUCAUGGGGGAAUACAUGCCCCAGAGCCGGCUCGAAUAGGUGACCUGGACAUAAUAAACCGGUUUCGCGAGCCUGAUCAAUUAAGAAAGAAAGCAACUCCCUAUUAUGACCACCUACAGAAUCUUCUAUGGUCAGAUUAUGUUGAUGAAGAUCCUGACGAGGCAGACAAGGGGGGAAUAUGUCAUAACGCCGAUCGCGCUACCGGGAUUCUAUACGGUCCAACCGCGCUUCAUUCUUUCAUCAGCUCUAACGGGCUAUCAAUGAUAAUUAGGGGUCAUGAGUGUGUCCCAGAUGGCUUCCUCACCAAUGAGUUUGGAGCUCAUAACACGAUAUUCUCAUCUCCUCUCUACGAUGAUAAAAACAGCGGUGCAAUAAUGCUUCUUAUCAAGCCAUCCGAAGCAGAUAUUCCUGCAUCAUACAGGCCUCAAAACAUACAUCUAACUAAGAAGGAAUUUAUAGCCACAUUUUCACUAGCAUACACUAAUAUCUUUCAACACGAUACAAUGAAGAUACAUCCUCUCAUAUUAGCAAGAUCUACUGGCCUAGUUCCAGUUCCUCAGCGAAUAUACAAGAUAGCCAACGCCCUGGAGCCUCGUGAGCCUGUCUCUAAGCAUCUUAAUCUUGAGUGCACUACUACAGCUCUUAGCCAACAGCAUCCUAUAGUGUAUGAUUCUGUCUUGUGUUUGGACGGGUGCUUACUUGACAUCCCUCCCGAUCACAACCCUCUAGCUGGCACUCCUGCGCCACUGUAUGAGCUUCACGGAUGCGAUGGAUCUUUUAUCCUGGCCAUACCUAGUAUCAGACGAUUCAUUCGCUUACUAUCAGAGCUGUGCUUGCAUCUUGGGAUCCCCAACUAUGCUGUGCUGAGUGCCGUAGCUGACCACUACAAAUGGCUUGUUGCUCCGAAUGGAUAUAAGUACGAGUUUACCAAGGUCGAGAUAUCACAAGGGAGUAUGCGGCACUACUAUUUACAACUCGGAGAAAGGACUGUUUGUGUCCCAAGAGUUCUGUCCCAGCCCAUAUUCCCCCUCAAAACGCUGAUUCUCUUGGCCAGAAAGUCUGAGAAGAGCUUUCUACAUGCCUUGGCAUGUCUAUCUAAGCUUCAAACCAAGCUCCUGGCCCUAAAUACCAGUGUUGAUGCCGGCCCAUCUCUUUUCAAUAAGUUGGCCUCCGUGCUCUUGGCUCACGCCUGA